Vicia villosa (hairy vetch) is the source of this 1593-nucleotide messenger RNA. Its product is annotated as pentatricopeptide repeat-containing protein At3g04760, chloroplastic-like. The coding region runs from base 83 to 1282 and encodes 399 amino acids. The transcript has a single exon. The record is from RefSeq and is a predicted model, not a curated record. Lineage: Eukaryota; Viridiplantae; Streptophyta; Magnoliopsida; Fabales; Fabaceae. Gene Ontology annotation, molecular function: protein binding.
GGUCUCAGUUCAUUUGUGUUGGAUUUCAAGCUCAGUUUCCCUUAUCCAUUCUGAGACACUACAUUUUGUCCAAACUCAAUCCAUGAAUCUCCAACUACAACUGCAUCAACCACCGACAACAUCAUCAAUGACAACAUUUUCAACUGAAUUCUUGUCACACACUCUCAAUUUCAUAAACCAUCCAAACCGCACUUCUCGCCAUUCAAACCCCAACUUCGUCACUUCCUCAACCCCACUUCUAAACGAAGGCAACACUAAUGACCGAAGAACAAGAAUCAACCGAGAACGAUUCAGGGUCAAUGAAACAAGGCCCAAACUUGAUCAAAAUUACGAUUUUCGAGACACCAAUUUAAUGGAGUCUCUUUACUUACUUCAGCAAAUGGUUAAUAGGGGUUAUAAUCCUGAUGUUGUUCUCUGCACAAAAUUGAUUAAGGGUUUUUUCAAUUCUAAGAAAAUCGAGAAAGCUAUUCAGGUUAUGGAGAUUUUGGAGAAGCACGGUGAGCCUGAUGUUUUCGCUUAUAAUACACUUAUAAAUGGGUUUUGUAGAGCUGGUAAAGUUGAUGCUGCCAAUAAGGUGCUUGAUAGAAUGAUAAAGAGAGGUUUGGCUCCUAAUGUUUUUACUUAUACUAUUCUUAUUGGGAAUCUUUGUGGGAGGGGUAAACUUGAUUUGGCUUUGAGGGUUAUGGAUCAGUUGUUGAAAGAUAAUUGUAGGCCAACUGUUGUAACUUAUACUAUUUUGAUUAAAGCAACUAUUAUUGAAGCUGGUAUUGAUGAAGCUAUGAAGCUUUUUGAUGAGAUGUUGUCGAGAGGGCUUCGACCUGAUGUGUAUACAUAUUGUACAUUGUUUGGUGCAUUGUGGAGCAGCGGCAAUAAAAUUAGAGCGUUACAGAUGAUUCUGGAGAUGUUAAGCAAAGGCAUUGAUCCUGAUGAGAUCACCUAUAAUUCGCUUAUUUAUUUCUUGUGCAGAGAUGGAUUGGUGGAUCAGGCAAUUGAGUUGCUGGUUGACAUGAUGGAGAGUCGCAAGUUUCAGCCUACUGUUAUUAAUUACAAUGCUGUUAUUCUUGGAUUGUGCAAGGCGCAAAGAUUCAUAGAUGCUAUUGAGGUGCUUGCUGCUAUGAAUCAGAGAGGAUGCUUGCCAAAUGAAACAACCUACUUAUUGUUGAUUCAAGGGAUUGGUUUUGGAGGAUGGCGAAAUGACGCGAUGGAUUUGGCUAACUCACUUGUUAAUAUGGAUGCUAUAUCAGAAGCUUCAUUCAAACGUUUCAUGCGAUUGAUGCAUUAAAUUGAUUGAUUCAGGUCUUCUCAAUAAGAGUUUUUGUUCAAUUCAAUUAAUGAAUACCAACUUAUUUCUUGCUCCCAAUUUGUUUGUUGUUCAAAGGUUUUUGAAGUUUACACAAAUAUCAAAUGGAUGGUUUCUUCUGACAUACGCGUUGGUUAAAUUAAACUUUGUAGAGUCUGUAUUUUAUUAUUACAUGAUGAUUGGCAGGGGCUAAUAUUAUCUUAUUCAGGGGUAUGAUAUUGCCAAGGUGCUUUUGUAAUAUGUAUUCUUGACUGUUCGAAUAUAUAGUUUUAACUGUGUUCAGAAUGCCCAAA